UGCUGCUGUCAGGAGUUAAGUUUUCGUUUCCUGGCUUGAUGCUGCGUUGAUUUGUGUCUGCUGAAGGAACAUGGCAGGCUUAGAGGUGUUGUACACCUGCGUGGCAGGUGGCAUCAGCUGUCCGCAGGACGCUGUGGUGUGUUUCGUUCACUGGGAAAUGAUCAAGAAUGGAUAUAAGUGCAUCGGCUCCGGAGACGAGCCUCGCAGCAGUGAUAAGAAGUCGGAGCUGCUGCCUGCAGACUGGAGCAGCAACAAGGAACUGUACAGUCUACGUUAUAAGGCCAACGACACGGACACGCAGAUGCUCCUGAAAGCCAUAACUGUGGACUCAGCUCUAAUCUUUAACCUGAUGAACUCCAGCACGGAGCAGGUGUCUGACUUGACGGUGAACAUCAGCGACCACGUCAACGCAGAUCAGCUGCAAGCGUUUGACAGUGCGUUCAAAGAUGUGGAAAGUUUGUCGGAGAAGGUGAAGACUCAACUUCUGCCCUCCCGGGGGAGGCAGCCGGGGCAGAAAGCAGAGAAGAAGAGCCAGAGGGAGGAGGAUGACGAGGGUCAGAGAAGAAGAGGAGAGGACAGUGACCCCCUCCGUCUCCCCAACAGACAUCCUCGCCAGGGAACACACCCUCACUGGCCCGACCCCAUGGUGCCUCCGUUCGCAGCUGGAGGAGCAGAUCUGGAUCCGUUUGGAUCACGCGGCGGAGGUGGGAUGAUCGUGGACCCGUUGAGGUCAGGAUAUCCUCGCUCUGGCUUUGACCCGUCCAGCGGUAUACCAGACAUUCUGCCUCCCGGAGCCGUUCCCCCGGGGGCUCGCUUCGACCCGUUUGGACCCGUCGGACGCCGGAGACCAGGGCCCGAUCCGGACCACAUGCCCCCGCCCGGCUACGACGACAUGUUCAUGUAGAGCAGAAGAGCGUUUCUACGCUGCUCGCGCCAGCGCUGAUCCAGUUCAGACCCGUCUGCAGUUCUUCAGUUCUCCAACGAGGAGGGUUUGUGUUCCUUUUAUUUUAUUUUCAAAAACCCAAACUUGUAGCUUAGACAGAACCUUACACAGAAAUCCUACAACUGAUGUAAAAUGAGUUUGAAAUAUAAAUGAGUUGAAAGCUGUUUUGGAUGUUGAUGAAACUUUUAUCUUGGACAACAAUCGAGCCAAAUAUCUGGAGAGGAGGCCGGCACACAUACGCACCAUAAACUUUUGUGUUUGAGACCCUGUUCUUUGUUAUUUUGAAUCAAACACACGUUGAAGUUUAGAUCGAUAGGACGGGCUGUUGGACGGAUCCUCCGAGGGGUUUUCAUGAAAAUGCUCACGCGUUUAUGCACAAGCAUCUUUAAAGAGUGAUUAUUUCCCUGAUUCCAAUGCUUACAAUUUAUUGUUAAGAGUGUUUUUUUUUUCAGAUUUCUUUUGUAUUUCUACUGGAUGUAGAAGUGUAGUUGUUUUUGUUGGUUGAAUAAUCUGGUUGAUUAUUGAUCUUCUGCCAAAAUGUUCUAAUAAAAACCUUGAACUUAA
This is a messenger RNA of Cololabis saira (Pacific saury), 1507 nucleotides long. It is a transcript of the gene psmf1, whose product is annotated as proteasome inhibitor subunit 1. Gene Ontology annotation, molecular function: proteasome binding; endopeptidase inhibitor activity. NCBI's taxonomy places the organism in Eukaryota, Metazoa, Chordata, Actinopteri, Beloniformes, Belonidae. The coding region runs from base 71 to 904 and encodes 277 amino acids. Gene Ontology annotation, biological process: proteasome-mediated ubiquitin-dependent protein catabolic process. The transcript is spliced from 7 exons. The record is from RefSeq and is a predicted model, not a curated record.